This is a messenger RNA of Zeugodacus cucurbitae (melon fly), 1759 nucleotides long. RefSeq names its product very-long-chain (3R)-3-hydroxyacyl-CoA dehydratase (gene Hacd2). Gene Ontology annotation, biological process: fatty acid elongation; very long-chain fatty acid biosynthetic process; sphingolipid biosynthetic process. Gene Ontology annotation, molecular function: 3-hydroxyacyl-CoA dehydratase activity. NCBI's taxonomy places the organism in Eukaryota, Metazoa, Arthropoda, Insecta, Diptera, Tephritidae. The transcript has 6 exons. Bases 300 to 1403 code for a protein of 367 amino acids. The record is from RefSeq and is a predicted model, not a curated record. Gene Ontology annotation, cellular component: endoplasmic reticulum membrane.
AACCCUGGUACUAUUUAUUUACAUUCUAAAUGCCGCUUUCGUAUUUGUUAUAUAUUAUAUUGGUUCGUAAUAAUAAAACUCAAAAUAAUGAUAUUUGUGUUAUACUGUGUAAAUUCACUAGUUACUUAGCAAAGUGAAAAAAACUGCAACUUAAUCUAAACAUAAGGCGGUGUUAAUUACACUAUCUGUGAUUAGGCUGGGAUAUUGAUUUCUCUUUAUGCAUACAUACCUUUUCCUAAAUAUUAACUCUGUGAAAUUUGGAGCUUUGGAAAAAAGCAUAUACAACAAUUUUUCACAAAAUGAUUAACACGUCCAAUUCUCUAUAUCCAUUAGUGUUUUGGGCACAGACAAAGGAACAAGUGACAUUGAAAGUAGACUUAAAAGAUUCAAAGAACCAUUUAGUGAAGUUUACGGAAAAAAAUCUUGUAUUUUCUUCUAAAGGAUAUGGUGCUUGCGGAUUUAAUGAAUACAAAUUCGAAUUGCAUUUCUAUGCUCCUAUUGAUAGCGAGCAAUGUAGCUAUCGUAUCACAGAUAACAAAGUGGAGUUCUUCAUUAAAAAAUUGGAAUCUAAAUGGUGGUCUCGUUUAAUUGCAACUCCACAGAAACCACAUUGGUUGAAAAUUGAUUUUGAUCGUUGGAGUACCGAAGACGAAAUCAUCGAUGAUGAAAAGCCUCGCGAUAUCAUGGAGGACUAUUCUAAAGAGUUUGACAGGGUACAGAAAGAAGAAUUUGGUUACUUAAAAGAAAGCGCCAAAAGAGUGUAUAUGAUAUUUUAUAAUUUGGCCCAAUUAAUUGGAUAUCUUUACAUUUUAAUAGUGAUGUGUGUGUUGUACUACCGUGAUGGUAUAUUGUCUAUGCCUAAAACAUAUGAAUCUGUUGGCAACGCAAUGAAAUUUUGUCAGCUAUUGCAAUACCUUGAAGUUCUACAUCCCAUUUUUGGAUACACAAAAGGUGGUGCUUUGAUGCCAUUUUUUCAGGUUACGGGACGCAAUUUUAUACUCUUCGUAAUGGUGGAGUUAGAGGAGCGUAUGCAAACGAAACCAGUAAUUUUUUAUGUGUUCGCGAUAUGGUCAUGUAUCGAAAUAAUUCGAUAUCCGUACUAUUUAACGCAAAUCUUUAAAUGCGAAAUUGGGCUUCUCACAUGGCUACGUUAUACCAUUUGGAUACCACUGUAUCCUAUGGGAAUAUUAUGCGAGGGCAUAAUAAUUCUCCGGAAUCUACCCUAUUUUGAAGAAACGAAAAGGUUGUCGGUUGAUUUGCCAAACAAAUUGAAUUUCUAUUUUAACAUGCCUGCAUUUAUGAAGAUUUAUCUGCUGCUUCUAAUUUUGCCGGGAACUUAUUUAGUUAUGUCUCAUAUGACAAAGACGCGUGCCAAGAAGCUAACGGGAAAACGAAUUUCUUAGCUUAAAUAUUAUUUUAACAGGUAGGCACAGCUUCAACCGGAAUGACGUACUUUUAUUAUUGUCAAAUUUACUAUACAAAUGUAAAAAUAUUUUAUUUUAUUGUAUUUAUUCUUAUUAAUACAUAGCAAAUUAAUUUCCUCAAAUGACUACAAUUUUGAAUAUAAAUAGUUAGGCAUAAUGAAAUUCUGUCGUAAAACUUACAAACUGACAAGAAAAAAUUGAAAACUCACUAGGGAACUAUUACCACUUUUGUUAGCUUUUGCGAAAUUUAAUAUUAUCAUUCUUGGUUUUAAGUAUUAAAACAAUAUAUCCAUAAGGAUAAUAUAAAAAUAAAAAAUACACAUGCUUAAUAUUUA